CGAAAUUGGGGUUUCUUCAAAUUGGCUUCAAUUUCUGCAAUUGAUGGUUGCUUUGUGGUUGGAUGGACUGUGAGAGGUGCCUGGUGGGGUUGCGCGACGUCAGAGGUGGCGGAGGUAGUGGACGGGUCAGCUUUAUGGUCGAUGAGCUUCACCUCCUUGUAGAUCUGCUUUCUCGUGAAGCUCUUUCCGCUGCAGUUGUCGACGGGUGCUUACGGUGGUGGUGCGGGGCUUAUUGUGAGGCUGGAGUUUGGUUGCCGGGUGGGGCUCCUGGUUGCAUGCCGAUGUUGAGGACGCCGAUGUUGAGGACGCCGGGUGGUGCUGAUAGAUCAGGUAUUGUGGAGGCGAAAGAAAAAACAGGGAAGGGCAGAAGGGAUGAGGAGGGGGUUUCGAAGCAGAAGAAGAAGAAACAGCUCUCGCUGUCCGUAGGAUCGCUCAUUGAGAUUUGCACGAGGGAGAAAGGCCUCACCGCCGUCUGGUUCGAGGCCGUCGUCCUCGACCCGAAUCCCCCGACGCCCUCGCACGCCAGAUCCAGCUCCAAAAGGGCCUGCAGAGUCUACGUGGAGUACACCACCCUCCUCUCUGACGACGGCGAGAGCCCGCUGCGGGAGCUCGUCAAUCUGGAGUACAUCCGGCCCCGCCCUCCCACGGAGACUGUUGAGGGCUUUGAGCUCUACGACCCCGUCGACGCGUUCUAUAAGGACGGCUGGUGGACCGGCGUUGUCACUCAACUUCUGGAUUCUAACCGCUAUGUUGUCACGUUCAGGAAACCUCCCGACGAGCUUGAAUUCGGCUUGUCUGAUUUGAGACUCCACCGUAGAUGGGUCUACGGGAAGUGGCUUCAGCCCAAAAGGAAGAACACAACAGGAUUCGGAUUUAGUGUGGGGAAAGAGGUAGAAGUCACAUUUGAGGGAGAUGAUUAUAAGGAUGCCUGGUAUCCUUCAAAAGUCGUUGAGGUCUGUGGUAAUGGCUAUUUUAUGGUGGACUGCAUGAGGCCAAAUACUGAAAUCAAGGAGCAAAUAAGAGCAGCUGUUCGUUCCAGUGAUAUCCGACCAUGUCCUCCGCUCCUCAAGAAUAGUAAAUGUUUUUGUUUGAAUGACAAAGUAGAAUCAUUUUAUGAUUCUGGCUGGUGGUUUGGAGUCAUAAAAGAAGCACUUCCUGACAGUAGCCCAAAUCAAUCUUCCUUGGGGAAUACAGCUCGGAAGAUGCCCCAUAAAGUUGAUGAGCAAGGAUCAGUAUCAGGUCCACAUCGAAAGAGAGGGAGGCCAAAGAAACGUACAGCCAAGCUACCACAAUCUACAUCUCAAGGUAAGCUGAAUAGAAAAAAAGUGAGAUCAUCAAAGACAGUGGUCAGAACUCCCGAUGUACUAAUUGAAUCUCAAAUAUCAGGGUUUUCUCUUAAUGCUGUUGAGGCUCAUGGAAAGGAAAAUGUGGAAUCUGUACCUAUGGAGAAGGCUGUUAGCGAAGGUCCCAUACCUAUGGAGAAGGCUGUUGGCGAAGGUCCCAUACCUAUGGAGAAGGCUGUUGGUGAAGGUUCCGUACCUAUGGAGAAGGCUGUUAGCGAAGGUCCCAUACCUGUGGAGAAGGCUGUUGGCGAAGGUCCCAUACCUAUGGAGAAGGCUGUUGGCGAAGGUCCCAUACCUAUGGAGAAGGCUGUUGGCGAAGGUCCCAUACCUAUGGAGAAGGCUGUUAGCGAAGGUCCCAUACCUAUGGAGAAGGCUGUUGGCGAAGGUCCCAUACCUAUGGAGAAGGCUGUUAGUGAAGGUUCCGUACCUAUGGAGAAGGCUGUUAGCGAAGGUCCCAUACCUAUGGAGAAGGCUGUUGGCGAAGGUACCAUACCUGUGGAGAAGGUUGUUUGUGAAGGUCACAGCAAUGGUUCUGAGGAUGAUCAGCCUCUCUCCACCUGGGUUGGAAAAGUGCCCACUCGAACUCCUGUUGAUGGAUCAAGACUUGCACAACCCCACCAGAGCUUGCCUUUUGUGAAGAAAGACGCACUCAUGUGGGACAUAUUAAAAUCCAGAGAAGCCUUCCAGAAGAUUCCCCAGAACCCUCAUUUUCAGCCGCUCCAACACAGUGAAGAUUUUCGCCGCGAAACUCUGGCUAUCUUCUACAUGUGCACUUUUGCUGUUCUAGUAGACAAGGCCUGCAACUUGAAGCUUGACGAACCCAGAAACACCAUUGACACAAUGUUUGACACACUAGCUGAGCUGGAGACCCAUGGGUUCAGUGUUGACCCAAUCCGCAGCCGCUUGAAGGAGAUCCUGUCAUACAGAGAAGAACAUGAAAACCUGCAAGUCUCUUCUGCUGGGGCCCACACUGAAAUGGAGAAGCAGAGCGCGCUCAAAGCGGACCUGAUGAAGCAGAAAGCUGAGCUGGAGAAAUCCCUUUCCCAGGUGGUGUCCAAGUUGGAGUCAAAGGAACAGGACAUAGCUUCUCUGCAGUCCAGUGUGGAUGAGAUGAACGAGAGGCUCGGACAUUUGAGCAGGGAUUAUGAAGCUUUGAUUUGCAAACCAUUUGAACUGCCCGUACAAAACGUAAUUUANGUACCUAUGGAGAAGGCUGUUAGCGAAGGUCCCAUACCUAUGGAGAAGGCUGUUGGCGAAGGUCCCAUACCUAUGGAGAAGGCUGUUAGUGAAGGUUCCGUACCUAUGGAGAAGGCUGUUAGCGAAGGUCCCAUACCUGUGGAGAAGGUUGUUUGUGAAGGUCACAGCAAUGGUUCUGAGGAUGAUCAGCCUCUCUCCACCUGGGUUGGAAAAGUGCCAACUCGAACUCCUGUUGAUGGAUCAAGACUUGCACAACCCCACCAGAGCUUGCCUUUUGUGAAGAAAGACGCACUCGUGUGGGACAGAUUAGAAUCCAGAGAAGCCUUCCAGAAGAUUCCCCAGAACCCUCAUUUUCAGCCGCUCCAACACAGUGAAGAUUUUCGCCGCGAAACUCUGGCUAUCUUCUACAUGUGCACUUUUGCUGAUCUAGUAGACAAGGCCUGCAACUUGAAGCUUGACGAACCCAGAAACACCAUUGACACAAUGUUUGACACACUAGCUGAGCUGGAGACCCAUGGGUUCAGUGUUGACCCGAUCCGCAGCCGCUUGAAGGAGAUCCUGUCAUACAGAGAAGAACAUGAAAACCUGCAUGUCUCUUCUGCUGGGGCCCACACUGAAAUGGAGAUGCAGAGCGCGCUCAAAGCGGACCUGAUGAAGCAAAAAGCUGAGCUGGAGAAAUCCCUCUCCCAGGUGGUGUCCAAGUUGGAGUCAAAGGAACAGGACAUAGCUUCUCUGCAGUCCAGUGUGGAUGAGAUGAACGAGAGGCUCGGACAUUUGAGCAGGGAUUAUGAAGCUUUGAUUUGCAAACCAUUUGAACUGCCCGUACAAAACGUGUAGGCCUAGGGGUGGGGUGGUGGGGGGGACCCUAGGGCUAUCAAUGGGUCGAUCCCCUGUUUUUGUAUGUUAAUUAUGUAGAAAACUGCUGUUAUGGCUUAGCUCUAAUGACCACUUCCUAGUUUUGAGACCAAAACCCCUCUAGUUUCAUGUUGCAUUGAUAGUGGUUAUCAUUUGAACUUUUCGCUGCUUUAAAAAUCCCAU
Molecule: messenger RNA, 3578 nt
Organism: Cuscuta campestris
Lineage: Eukaryota; Viridiplantae; Streptophyta; Magnoliopsida; Solanales; Convolvulaceae
Source: the annotation of a GenBank genome assembly